This is a messenger RNA of Peromyscus eremicus (cactus mouse), 1431 nucleotides long. RefSeq names its product interferon-induced protein with tetratricopeptide repeats 1-like. Gene Ontology annotation, cellular component: cytosol. The record is from RefSeq and is a predicted model, not a curated record. The coding region runs from base 1 to 1431 and encodes 476 amino acids. Gene Ontology annotation, molecular function: RNA binding; protein binding. Gene Ontology annotation, biological process: defense response to virus. NCBI's taxonomy places the organism in Eukaryota, Metazoa, Chordata, Mammalia, Rodentia, Cricetidae. The transcript has 2 exons.
AUGGUUGCUAGUGCAUUGUUCAUAACAUUCAUGGAGGGAGGCAUGAGAGAGAAUGCUGGCAGUGAUCAGGUCAAGGAGAAAUUGAUUGAACUGAAUUGUCACUUCACAUGGGUGCUGUUGUUCGAAGACCUUGACAUACCUGAUUUGGAAGUAAGGAUCUCUGAGGACCUUGAGUUCCUAGACAUCAAAAACACAGUGGGGAUGCUCAACCUCAGGGCCUAUGUGAAACACCUGAGAGGCCAGCAUAAGAAAGCCCUGCAGAGCUUGAAAGAAGCAGAAGCCUUGAUCCAGGGAGAGAUGUUGGGUCAGAGAAGCCUGUUAAUCUGGAGCAACUGUGCCUGGGUGCAUUACCACAUGGGCAGCCUGGCUGAAACCCAGAACUACCUGGACAAGGUGGAAAACACUUGCAAGGAAUUGGGUAGUCCCUUCCGCUAUAGUAUGGAGUGUGCGGAGAUGGAAUAUGAGAAAGGCUGGGCCUUGUUGAAGUGUGGAAAACAGGAUUAUCAUAGAGCCAUGGCCUGCUUUCAAAUGGCUCUGACAGUGGAUCCUGAAAACCCUGAAUACAACCUUGGCUAUGCAGUUGCAGCCUAUCACAUAGACUUUGAUGACAAUAAUAUCUCUCUAGAACCCCUAAGAAAGGCUGUAAGGUUAAAUCCAGAAGAUCCGAAUAUUAAAGUAUAUCUUGCGCUGAAGCUUCAGGAUGUAGGAUUAGUAGCUGAAGCAGAAACACACAUUGAAGAAGCCAUCAGAGGCACAUCCUGCCAACACUAUAUCUUUCGAUACAUAGCCAAGUAUUACCGAAGGAAAGGCUGCAUAGACAAGGCUCUCCGUCUGCUACACAGGGCCUUGCAGGUGUCACCUGCCUCUGGCUACCUGCAUUACCAACUAGGGCUCUGCUACCAUCAACAAGUGUUGCAACUGAGGACAUCCAGCAAUGAGCAGGCCAGAAAGCAGGCGGCACAACAGGCCCUUUUUGAAUUUCAAGAGACUCUGAAACUCAGGCCCAGAUUAGAGAUGGCUUAUGUUUGCAUGGCUGAAGUACAGGCAGAAAUGGGCCAAUAUGAAGAAGCACAGGCACAUUUCCAGAAGUCACUGAACAUGAUGGAACUGAACAGUAAUCUUGAGUGUCACAAACAGCAGGAUAUUCAUUUACGCUAUGGCUGUUACCUAGACUUUCAUCGGAAAUCAGAAGAUGAUGCGAUCACCCAGUACUUAAAAGGUCUUAAUCUGAAAGAAAAAAACUUUGUCUGGAGGAAACUACUCGCAGCCUUGGAGGAAGUGGCCAGAAGACGUGUUCACCAGAAUGUUCGAAUUGUGAAGAGCUAUAGCUUGCUAGGCUUUGUCCACAAACUGAAGGGGGACAACGAAGAGGCCAUGAGGUACUAUGAGACAGCUCUGAGGCUCACUGGGGGAAUGAAUCCUAAGUUUUGA